AUGUCAUCUAUAAAAGUCUGCCCACUUUUAUUUUAUAUGAUAAUAGCUAUCAUUAAUGCUAUUCCAAUUGAUAAUGGUGUCGAGGGUGAACCAGAAAUUGAAUGUGGUUCAACAUCUAUUACUGCAAAUUUCAACACACGUAAUAAUUUUGAAGGACAUGUGUAUGCUAAAGGAUUUUAUGAUAAACAGGAAUGUCGUAGUGAUGAAGGUGGACGUCUAGUAGCCGGUAUAACAUUACAAUUUGAUUCAUGCAAUGUAGCUCGAACACGAUCUUUAAAUCCACGUGGAAUAUUUGUUACUGCUGCUGUUGUAAUCACAUUCCAUCCACAAUUUCUAACAAAAAUUGAUCGAUUAUACAGAUUACAAUGCUUUUAUAUGGAAGCCGAGAAAACAGUCAGUACACAAAUUGAAGUUCAAGAAAUUACAACCGCUUUUUUCACUCAGGUGGUGCCAAUGCCUGUUUGUCGAUAUGAGAUUCUAGACGGUGGUCCAACUGGGCAACCUGUCCAAUAUGCUAUUGUUGGACAACCAGUAUAUCAUAGAUGGACAUGCGAUUCGGAAACCGUAGAUACAUUCUGCAUGUUGGUACAUUCAUGCGUCGUUGAUGAUGGUAAUGGUGAUAGCAUUGAAUUGCUGAACGAAAAUGGAUGCGCCUUAGAUAAAUAUCUCCUAAAUAAUUUGGAAUAUCCAACUGGUAUAAUUUUAAUCUAA
Molecule: messenger RNA, 711 nt
Organism: Cercopithifilaria johnstoni
Lineage: Eukaryota; Metazoa; Nematoda; Chromadorea; Rhabditida; Onchocercidae
Source: the annotation of a GenBank genome assembly